This is a messenger RNA of Pteronotus mesoamericanus, 2064 nucleotides long. It is a transcript of the gene PLPBP, whose product is annotated as pyridoxal phosphate binding protein. Lineage: Eukaryota; Metazoa; Chordata; Mammalia; Chiroptera; Mormoopidae. Gene Ontology annotation, cellular component: intracellular anatomical structure. The transcript has 8 exons. Gene Ontology annotation, molecular function: pyridoxal phosphate binding. The record is from RefSeq and is a predicted model, not a curated record. Bases 16 to 843 code for a protein of 275 amino acids.
GUUGGUCCCUAGGGGAUGUGGAGAGCUGGCGGCAUGUCGGCGGAGUUGGGAGUCGCGUUUGCUCUGCGGGCAGUGAAUGAGCGCGUACAGCAGGCAGUGGCACGGCGGCCGCGGGAUCUCCCAGACAUCCAGCCCCGGCUAGUAGCAGUCAGCAAAACCAAACCUGCAGACAUGGUGAUUGAGGCCUACGGUCAUGGCCAACGCACUUUUGGAGAGAAUUAUGUUCAAGAACUGCUAGAGAAAGCAUCAAAUCCUAAAGUUCUGUCUUCAUGUCCUGAGAUUAAAUGGCACUUCAUUGGUCACCUACAGAAACAAAAUGUCAACAAAUUGAUGGCUGUCCCCAAUCUCUUCAUGCUGGAAACACUGGAUUCUGUGAAGCUGGCAGACAAAGUGAACAGUUCAUGGCAGAAAAAAGGUUCUCCCGAAAGGUUAAAGGUUAUGGUCCAGAUUAACACCAGUGGAGAAGAGAGUAAACAUGGCAUUCUACCUUCAGAGACAAUAGCCACAGUGGAACACAUAAAUGCCAAGUGCCCCAGCCUGGAAUUUGUGGGGCUGAUGACCAUAGGAAGCUUUGGGCAUGAUCUUAGUCAAGGACCAAACCCGGACUUCCAGAUGUUAUCGUCCCUCCGGGAAGAGCUGUGCAAAAAGCUGAACAUUCCUACUGAUCAGGUUGAGCUGAGCAUGGGCAUGUCCAUGGACUUCCAACAUGCAAUUGAAGUAGGCUCUACGAAUGUUCGCAUAGGAAGCACCAUUUUUGGAGAGCGAGAUUACUCAAAGAAACCUGCCCUGGACAAGUCCGCAGCAGACCUGAAAGCCCCAGUGGAGGUGACACAGGCACAUUGAGCCAAGGAACGACCAGCAGUGGCCUGUGGGCCCUGUCCAGGAAGACUAACUAUGCACUCACCUGGAUUUUCAUUUUGAUAUCCCCCAGGUUAUAGCACAGCUAUGCUCUCCUUGUGACCUGGUGAGAGCAUGCUGAGGAUCAUGCGUACUGAUGGAAACCGUCCGUAUUUAGUGUCUGACAAAGGAGCUUGCUUCAAGUGGUGGCUCUGUAUUAGAUUUGAGAAAUCCUGGCAUUUCUGCAGAACAGAUAUCAAAUCAAUAGCCAGGAAUUAAGUUCAGUAUUGAAUCCUGUCCAGGAGCACCAGCCUACCCACAAAUGCCUUUCCCAGUUUAAAAUUAGGUCACAGAUGCCUAUAAUCUCCAAAGUCAGAGGAAUUCCCGUUUUUCUUUUGCUCUAACAGAAAAUUCCCUGUGGUUACCAACUUCAUGCAAACCCCAGCUAAGCAGUGAUCUUUGCCACUCUGAAGGAAGGUGAUUUUGCUCCAUUUCCACUCACCCAGUAAGUAUUUCUCUGUGCUCUAGAAUAGCAGUACAGGAAAAUGGUUCCAGUUAAUGCUCCAAACCCAAACAGUUGAUGAGAACUUGUGUCGUUGAAACCGCCCUGUGUUAUUGACCCUGAAAAUUAUAGGGCUACCAUAAAUGGGACUUGGGCCUCUCUAACUUGGGCCUGAAGAAACAGGACUUUGAGCUUUUUCCCCUGGGCCCUACAAUGAUGAGAAGUUAAUGAUACAACUCUCUUUAUGGUGAUUUCUUCUCAAAGACCAGUGAAUCUCGUAGCUCCCCAGAAAUGAAAGAUUCGUUCAAAGUCCGUUUAGGUUCACAGUUUCAACCAGGCCCAACGCUGAGGUCCCUGCCCCUGAGGAGCGCUGUCCAGGCUGAUAUACAGGCCUCCCGCCGCGGGGCACACGCACACACUAUAUUUGUCAGCCAGAAUUGCAGCUCUUCUUGUUCGUUGAGAGAGCAGCAGGAUACUUUGGGCUGGGUUGUUUAUUUCCUAGAUGGCUUUUUCUUAUUUAUUCAAGCCCCAAUCUUUAAUUUGAUGAAAUAUCUUUCAGAACAGGAUGCUGCCACUGAAUGUAAUUUUGUAAAACUUCAACCAUUACGAGCCCUGUACUGUUUCAGUCAGAGCUAGAAUGUGAUAUUUCAGAGUCUAUUAAAUAAAAAUGUGAGUUUGAAUUAUGCCAUCUGUGCCAAUUACAAAGCAAUUAAAAGAUUUAUUUU